Molecule: messenger RNA, 3007 nt
Organism: Mustela erminea (ermine)
Lineage: Eukaryota; Metazoa; Chordata; Mammalia; Carnivora; Mustelidae
Gene: CAMKMT
Product: calmodulin-lysine N-methyltransferase
Exons: 10
Coding region: 171-1010 (279 amino acids)
Cellular component (GO): cytoplasm
Molecular function (GO): calmodulin-lysine N-methyltransferase activity
Source: RefSeq, a predicted model, not a curated record
UUGCCAAGGAGACGCGAAUACCGGAAAUGCGGAAUUCGGGGAGGGUGCGCUUGCUGGGGCGGUCCGAGGGAGGUCCGGCUCACAGGUCCUGACUGGGAAGAAGUCGGCAGGUCCUGGCAGGGGAGAGCCGGGGCCGUGACAACUCGGGGUAUAUAGGCGGCUUUAACGGGAUGGAGUCGCAAGUUGCGGAUGCCCAGGCCGGCGAGGCUGAGCGAGCUGUGGGCGAAGGCCCAGCAAGCAGCGGCGCCUCUCGGGGGCUUCAAGUCUCGGAGCCCUUGGGAGCCGCCCGGUGGAAGCUCCUGCGGCAGGUUCUGAAGCAAAAGCACCUGGAUGUUUGCCUGCGGCAUGUAUCUGUAAGAAGAUUUGAAUCAUUUAAUCUGUUUUCAGUAACAGAAGCCCAAAAAAAGGCAACUGAAGAGGAAGUUGGUGCUUGGGUCCAAUACACAAGUGUCUUCUAUCCUGAGUACAGUAUUUCCUUAAGGCAUAAUAAUGGAUCUUUGAAUGUUGAAGAUGUUCUUACCAGCUUUGACAAUACAGGAAAUGUUUGCAUCUGGCCAUCUGAAGAGGUUUUGGCUUACUAUUGCCUCAAGCACAGAAACGUAUUCAGGGACCUUGCUGUGUGUGAGCUAGGGGGUGGCAUGACAUGCUUGGCUGGGCUCAUGGUUGCUAUUUCUGCAGAUGUCAAAGAAGUUCUGUUAACUGAUGGGAAUGAAAAGGCCAUCAGAAACGUGAGCGACAUCAUCACAAGGAAUCAGAAGGCUGGCGCAUUUAAAACUCAGAAAAUAUCAAGCUGCGUUUUACGAUGGGAUAAUGAGACAGAUGUCUCUCAACUGGAAGGACAUUUUGACAUUGUUAUGUGUGCUGACUGCCUCUUUCUGGACCAGUACAGAGCCAGCCUUGUUGAUGCAAUAAAGAGAUUACUCCAGCCCAGAUUGAAAAAGGAAAACCAGGACGUCUAUGAAGAAAACCUUCAUUACCCACUUCUGCUUAUUUUAACCAAAAAAGGAUAGAAGAUUAAGCUGCUCAAAAGACGAAACCACCAAGUGCACAGGGCGUAUUUUCACAAAAACAGAAACCUGCGAUGGGUAUGCUAUGCAGCAAGCUGUUGGCUCCCUGAGAUCUGUGAGCCCCCACCAUCUCGGCCACAUUCCACAUGUGGGCUGUGGGGUCCACCUGUCCUCACUCACAUCAUUCCCCAGCCCUCCUGGACUCUCUUUUUUCAUCUGCUCUUCUUGGACCAAACCUUUGUUUGUCUUUAAAUAUCCACAAAACAGCCUGAGAUUUGAAUCGGACUUAGGAGAAAGCUGAAUCUUUUUCCUCCUAAUUGAGACAGAAUUUCUUUUGGUGAUUCCCACCCGCACCCCCCUUUUAAAAAAGGAUCUUUGUUCUGUUUUGGUGAUGGUACUUUUUAAUCUGUAAACACAGCAAACCUCAUGAUUCUUUCCUGGUUAAGAAAAUAAAUAAAUAAAGCAUAUCUUUCUCACCUCCCUCAAAUUAAUUGUAUUAAAUCUGCCAUCCUUUUUUGCUGUCCCUCUCACUCAUUCUCUUUCUCCUUUUAAACAGGAUGUUUUUUUCCCUAUGGAUGUAUAAGAAAUGACUACAUCAGCCCAAAGCCUCAUAAACUGACCGUUUGUCCUCUGGACACAAUAGCGUGGCCAGCCCUCUGCUCCUCCUCUCCAAUUAUGUGUGAUUAGUCUCAAUGUGUUGUGUCAAGGAGGAGGAGUGUGCUGAGUGCUUAUUAUCUGUUUAGGUACAAGAAGAGCACAUUUAGGCUCUGACUAUGAAUGAAAAGUGAGCCUUUAUCGGGGCUCACAUCUAACUGCUGCUGUUCUCCAGACCUCUUUCAAAAUAGGUCCUUGCCAGAGAAAUUUUGAAUAAAUGGCUGCUAAACUAGAUUGCAACCAGGGGGAGUUUUUAAAAACUCAAUCACACAAUUAUCUGAUUUAAAGGAAGCACAUAUUGUUGUAUGCUGUGAUUCGAGUGUGUGGUAAACAUUUAAUAGGUGCUACCUAGGAUCGAGAGAGAAUGACUUUUCUGCAGGGAACCCAAGCAUAUCCUGGCCUAGUGCACCCACGAGAAGCUCUAAUGCCUUUUGUGGAAAUUCAGAUGUUUAUCUGUAAGGAAUCAUCUGGGCCCACUUUAGCAGUAAUGUCAUUAACAGGGGAGCUCUGUAUUCUCCUAUCUGUAGUCGAGGCAGACGUUAUUUAGUGGGCUGCAAUUAAAGGGAUAGGUAGGAGACUGGGGGCAAAUCCUUUUGCAUGUUAAACAAACUUAACGGUCAUAAAAACAGCCACUCUCAAACGUCUUCUCUGCUCACUUCUAUCAUCAAACAAAUUUUUCACCAUCAGUUUGCAUGUCCCUGUAUUCACCACUUUUUCUGCUCCAUUAGAGCACCUAGAUGGAUCUCGGAAGGCAUAGGUCAAGUCGCAGUUAGAUCAUACAUUUCUUUCUCACAAAAACUUGAAUUGCAAUGCCAAGUGAUGGGCUAACAUCACAAUAACAGCAAUUUAUUCCUCUUUGGAUAAAACAGCAGUCUAUUCUCAGUGCUAGAUAAAGACCAGGGCAAUGCAAACCAGCCAUUUAGCUGAGUAGUUCAGCUAGUGGCAGCUCUCCUUUGGCGACUGUAUAGGUUGCACACUGGCUUCAUAUUUUCUUGUUUAAAAAUUAGAAUUUGAAAUGUUUUAAAAGGCGACACAGGUAGUUCCAUUUAUACUGGUGAAAAUACAGCAGAAAUGAUUUCUUCUGGAAAAGCUGCCACUAAAUCUGCCAGACAAAGAAAACCCAUCCCCACAGUAGCACCUAAAAUGGUCUGUUCUGUUUCUUUUCUUUGGAAAUGGAGAGAAAAUUUUCUUUACUUUUUUUUUUUCUCUCAUGAGAAUAUAUGAAUUGGCGAGAAUUUAAUUUGCGUUUUUGUGUCGUGGGUGUAGAAAUCCAGUGUUUUUUUCCUUUGGGAGAAAUUUUAUUUUUAAAAAGUGAGCUUGAAGUAACGGAUUCUUUAAAAAAUAAU